This is a messenger RNA of Cetraspora pellucida, 128 nucleotides long. Lineage: Eukaryota; Fungi; Glomeromycota; Glomeromycetes; Diversisporales; Gigasporaceae. The record is from the annotation of a GenBank genome assembly.
CAUAUCCAAUUGUAUUAUCAUGUUCUUACCUGCCUCAUCUCUCUUUCCAGAUGGAAGAAAGAAAUUUACAAAUAGCUAGACUUGUAUCGAGCUUGCAGCAAAAAGAAAAAGUAACUCAAAAACCUUAG